This is a messenger RNA of Plasmopara halstedii, 300 nucleotides long. RefSeq lists its product as uncharacterized. Bases 1 to 300 code for a protein of 99 amino acids. Lineage: Eukaryota; Oomycota; Peronosporomycetes; Peronosporales; Peronosporaceae. The transcript has 3 exons. The record is from RefSeq and is a predicted model, not a curated record.
AUGACGAUGAGUAUCGACUUCUUGCAGGAAGGGGAUCGGAAAAAGACUUGCCUUGAUUUGAGUGAAUUAUCAUUUCUUUUGUUAGAGGUUCGGAUAGAAUUGAAGCUAGUUGCACGGCGCUUCUUGCCCAUAGAACGUGCACGACUGAUUUGGGCCUACUUUCUCACACCGAAGCUACUGACUCAAGUUAAUGAGUGGGGAGGUGUGGGUCGUUUUGUGCGUACACGACUUAACCUUCCGAAAUGGAUUAACUGCUUUGAAGUAUCAAGCUGGGUCCAACCUCAAUACCCAACUGAUUGA